GGACAAUCAGACGCUUAAAUUGACAACUGUGCCCACUGCCAUUUUUCGAAUGUUGUCAACCUCGAACAAGUCGUGUAUACUAUACUAUUCACUGAUAAUUUGAAUUGUUUUUUUAUAACGCAUUUUAUUAUAAUUGUUACUGUGUAUAAUCAUUCAAAAUGGCCAUCACUCUGACCCUCCCCGACGCAUACGGCUUCGUCCUGGCCGCCGCCACGUCCACCUUCUUCGUCAACAUCCUGCACAUGGCCCGCACAGGCAAAUUCCGCAAGGAGAGCAAAAUCGCCUACCCCAACUGUUACGCCACCCACGAGCAGGCCGAAAAGGAUCCUGCUGCGUACAAGUUUAACUGCGCUCAACGUGCCCACGCCAAUUUCAUCGAGAACCAGCCCUCAGCCCUCGGCGCCCUCUUCAUCGCCGGCCUCCAAUUCCCCGUCGCCGCCGCCAUUCUCGGCGCAAGCUGGUCUUUUGGUCGCACCCUCUACCUCUACGGCUACACUGGCGGCUCCGGACCCAAGGGCCGAACCUUCGGUGCUUAUUUCGCGGGAGCGGCAGACUUUGCUCUCAAGUUCAUGGCCGCUUACACCUCCAUCAUCUUUAUCUUGGACAACUAAAUC
Messenger RNA from Trichoderma harzianum CBS 226.95, 614 nucleotides. RefSeq lists its product as hypothetical. Lineage: Eukaryota; Fungi; Ascomycota; Sordariomycetes; Hypocreales; Hypocreaceae. The record is from RefSeq and is a predicted model, not a curated record. Gene Ontology annotation, molecular function: glutathione transferase activity; glutathione peroxidase activity. Bases 159 to 611 code for a protein of 150 amino acids. Gene Ontology annotation, cellular component: endoplasmic reticulum; nuclear envelope; membrane. The transcript has 4 exons.